Hibiscus syriacus is the source of this 1191-nucleotide messenger RNA. Its product is annotated as transcription factor TCP21-like. NCBI's taxonomy places the organism in Eukaryota, Viridiplantae, Streptophyta, Magnoliopsida, Malvales, Malvaceae. The record is from RefSeq and is a predicted model, not a curated record. The coding region runs from base 245 to 1012 and encodes 255 amino acids. Gene Ontology annotation, cellular component: nucleus. Gene Ontology annotation, molecular function: sequence-specific DNA binding; DNA-binding transcription factor activity. Gene Ontology annotation, biological process: regulation of circadian rhythm. The transcript is spliced from 2 exons.
CCAGCAACCAUGUGCCGUCCCUCCUGUCUCCACCAGCUGCCGCUCAAUGAUUAGCACUCUGCUCCCUCCUCCGAUUCCAUCUCUUUCACUUCCCCUCUAAUAUCCUCUCUGUAAAUACUAUCAAUUUCCCAAUAAAUAAAGUUUGCUUCUCUUUUAACAUCAAUCUUACAACUCCAAGAACCGGACACAAUCUUUUCAGCUUCCAGCCAACACUCUAGCAGAGAAAAUACUAUACAGUUGUCGCAUGUCAAAUUCAGAGCCUGCUACUACAAACGGAGCAAUAAUGGAGCCCCAGAGACAACAGGCGCCCACCAACGGUUCCCUCGCCGUCAAGAAGCCUCCUUCAAAAGAUCGCCACAGCAAAGUCGACGGUCGUGGCCGAAGAAUCAGGAUGCCCAUCAUUUGCGCCGCUCGUGUUUUCCAGUUGACUCGCGAGUUGGGUCACAAGUCCGACGGUCAGACCAUUGAGUGGCUGUUGCGCCAAGCUGAACCUUCCAUAAUUGCCGCCACGGGCACGGGGACGAUUCCGGCCAGCCUCUCCACCGUGUCAAUUCCCGUCCGCGGAGGGGGUAAUUCUACUUCUCUUUCGUCGACGACUUCUUCUUCGUCCUUGGAUCAUAAACCUUUGCUGGGUCCCACUCCUUUUCUACUCGGGAAACGAGUCAGGUCUGACGAUGAUAACACUGGGAAGGACGAGCCCGGAGGUGCCACGGUGGGACCGGGCUUCGGGUCUAUCGUGGGGUCCGCAGGGGCACACACGGGUGCGUUCUGGGCUGUUCCAGCGAGGCCUGACUUUGGUCAAUUAUGGACCUUUGCGCCUCAGCAUCAUCCAGAGAUGGUGGUACAGACGGCGGCUCAGCAACCAGCUGCGUUUUUUGUUCAGAAACAGCAAACGAUGGGUGAAGCGUCGGCGGCUAGGGUUGGCAAUUAUCUUCCCGGCCAUCUGAAUUUGUUAGCCUCCUUCUCCGGUGCACCGGGAGGUUCUGGUCAAAGAGACGUUGAUCCUCGUUGAAUUUGGGUGAACCAUUUUACUCUUGUUGAAGGAGACUGCCGUGUGAAAGAUUUGGUUCAUUUCUGUAGGAAUGUUAUUUUGGAAAAACUUUUAGAUGUAUUCUUAGCCAUUUCUAAGAUUUAUCUGUGUGCAAAUAAUGUGUUCCUCAUGUAUUGUCUGGGUACAUGUGUGAAUAAAAA